GGGAAGAGGAGGGUUGGCGCGCCGGAGGAGGAGGAUGGAGAGGAGGACGAGGAGGAUCGGCGGCCGGGAGGAUGAGUAGGAGAAGGAAGGGGAGUGGGAGGAUCAUCGGCAAGCCAGAGGAGGCGGCCCGCGGCGCUUGAGUCGCCGGGUGGGCCGGGAGCCCGGAGAAGCGCUUCGGUGCCUGGCCUGGGCGCCAGCCGGCCCCGCCCCCGGGCACGCUCCCGACUCCGCCCCCGAGAUCGCCCCGCCCCGGCUCCGCCCCCGGACGCGUCCCGGCCCGCCCCGCCAUCUGCGCUCGGUCGGCCGGCCUGGGAGCUUGGGGCUGCCGCGGGCUCCGGGGGUCGGCGAGACCGUGGACCUGCAUGCGCCUGGCGACCGGGCUUCUUGGGCUUUGUGAGACCCCAGACGGGACACCUGCCCCCUCCAGAAUGAAAGUCUUCCUGCCUAUGCUGCUGGCUGCCCUCCUGGGAGUGGAUCGAGCCCACUCCCUGGUGUGCUUCUCUUGCACGAAUCAGAACAGCAAUUUUUACUGCCUGAAACCGACCGUCUGCUCUGACUCGGACAACUACUGCGUGACCAUGUCUGCCGCCGCGGGCAUUGGGAACAUAGUGGACUUGGGCCACUCCUUGAACAAAGGCUGCUCCCCGAUCUGCCCUGGGCCCCCGAGUGUUAACCUUGGUGUGGCGUCCGUGGGCGUCCACUGCUGCCAGAGCUUCCUGUGCAACAUCAGCGCGGCCGAUGGCGGGCUGCGGGCCAGCGCCACCAUGCUGGGCCUGGGGCUCCUGCUUAGUCUGCUGUCCGCUCUGCUGCGGCUUGGCCCCUGACCACUGGGGCCCUGUGCCCGGCCCAGACUCCCUAAGCUCAGGAAGGAAAGCCCAGCCCCUCCCAGACCCCAAGAGGAUAUCAGAGCCUCCUCCUCCAACUUGUCACCCUGCCUGAUGACACCCCCCUGGUCCCCACAGUCACGCCUGCCCCCUGCACCUACACCUGCCAGCUGCCCUCACUUCCGGGGUCAAUGAUGUGACCUUCCUCGGGAAACCUGGGAAGGGAUGAAGGUCCCCCUGGAGCCUGAGGGUCCUGGAGUCAGAACCGAGUCCCGGGGACCAUAGAAGGGGCAUUUACGCCCCGGGCCCCAUCCUGUCUGCCCCAGGUGGUGUGGAUGAUGCGCUUCGUGCCACUGUGUCUCAAAAGAGGAAGGGUGCUUGGGUACACUCAGCUGUGUGGACAGGGGUGCAGUGUGCCCCUGCCGUGUGUGCAUGUGUGUGGCUGUGUCGGGCUGUGUUUGGAGGGGGUGGGGGUAAGGGUCAGGAGUCCGACAUUAGCAGCCCCGAGAGCUCCCACACCAGCACUCCUUUUCUCUGGCAUUUCAUACCCCACAUUUCACUCACUACGAGGGCAGUCUUUUGGGGGACAGAGGUUCCACUGCUUUCAGGUCUGGGCUGCUGGCCCCAGGAACCGGCUCCCAAUCCCAACUCCUGCUGCGGCCCCCACCCCUCCUCCACCCCAUGCUGGAGCCCUCCUGCUGCUUUGUGCCUCAAAUAAAAACAGAUGUUCCACCCCUCCCUGCA
Molecule: messenger RNA, 1568 nt
Organism: Equus quagga
Lineage: Eukaryota; Metazoa; Chordata; Mammalia; Perissodactyla; Equidae
Gene: LY6E
Product: lymphocyte antigen 6 family member E
Exons: 4
Coding region: 363-824 (153 amino acids)
Molecular function (GO): acetylcholine receptor inhibitor activity
Source: RefSeq, a predicted model, not a curated record